Messenger RNA from Spirometra erinaceieuropaei, 291 nucleotides. The record is from the annotation of a GenBank genome assembly. Lineage: Eukaryota; Metazoa; Platyhelminthes; Cestoda; Diphyllobothriidea; Diphyllobothriidae.
AUGGCCGCUCAGGCGACUGCCCCGCGCGCAACAAACGACACUACCACCACCUCCCCCGACACCAGCGAUGAGGAUCAGGACUACACCUGCCCUCACAACGACCGCACCUUCACCUCACACAUCGGCCUGGUCGGUCACUUGCGAAUCCAUCGCAGAGAGACUGGCGAACCAGUGCCUGGAGCACCCACCUAUACAAACCAAACUCAUCUCUACUGCCCACACUGCCCUCGCACUUUCAGGCAUCGCAUGGGCCUAUUCGGCCACAUGCGCAUCCACGACGACCUGCGGUAG